AUGACCAGGAACAGCAGAGAGCAGGACCAGGAACAGCAGAGAGCAGGACCAAGAACAGCAGAGAGGACCAGGAACAGCAGAGAGCAGGACCAAGAACAGCAGAGAGCAGGACCAAGAACAGCAGAGAGCAGGACCAAGAACAGCAGAGAGCAGGACCAGGAACAGCAGAGCAGGACCAAGAACAGCAGUGUAGCAGCAGAGAGCAUGACCAGGAACAGCAGAGAGCAGGACCAAGAACAGCAGUGUAACAGCAGAGAGCAGGACCAGGAACAGCAGUGUAGCAGCAGAGAGCAGGACCAAGAACAGCAGAGAGCAGGACCAAGAACAGCAGCAGAGAGCAGGACCAGGAACAGCAGAGAGCAGGACCAAGAACAGCAGAGAGCAGGACCAGGAACAGCAAGAGAGCAGGACCAAGAACAGCAGUGUAGCAGCAGAGAGCAUGACCAGGAACAGCAGAGAGGGACCAAGAACAGCAGUGUAACAGCAGAGAGCAGGACCAGGAACAGCAGUGUAGCAGCAGAGAGCAGGACCAAGAACAGCAGAGAGCAGGACCAACAGCAGUGUAACAGCAGAGAGCAGGACCAGGAACAGCAGAGCAGGACCAGGAACAGCAGUGUAGCAGCAGAGAGCAUGACCAGAACAGCAGAGAGCAGGACCAAGAACAGCAGUGUAACAGCAGAGAGCAGGACCAGGAACAGCAGAGAGCAGACCAGGAACAGCAGUGUAGCAGAGAGCAUGACCAGGAACAGCAGAGAGCAGGACCAAGAACAGCAGAGAGCAGGACCAGAACAGCAGAGAGCAGGACCAAGAACAGCAGUGUAG
Homarus americanus (American lobster) is the source of this 822-nucleotide messenger RNA. RefSeq names its product UPF0746 protein DDB_G0281095-like. Bases 1 to 822 code for a protein of 273 amino acids. The transcript has 2 exons. NCBI's taxonomy places the organism in Eukaryota, Metazoa, Arthropoda, Malacostraca, Decapoda, Nephropidae. The record is from RefSeq and is a predicted model, not a curated record.